Messenger RNA from Symbiodinium sp. CCMP2592, 1377 nucleotides. The record is from the annotation of a GenBank genome assembly. Lineage: Eukaryota; Dinophyceae; Suessiales; Symbiodiniaceae.
AUGGCGGCCAUGUUGGAGCUAGCUGAAUCGGCUUCGGAGGUCAGCUCGGAUGAUUCUAUUUUCGAUUCUGAUGUAGAAACCAGUGAUGAUGAGGAGUUCAAUGGAAUCCCGAUAUUGAUGACGGCAGCCAAUAUCGCGAAGAACAUAAUCGGUGAAGGUAUUCUGAGCCUUCCAAAGGGGCUUGCUGACACCGGAAUGGUGUCGGGUGUUCUCAUCACUCUUGUCUUCUACGCAGUUAUGGUCUACACGUUCUGGACCUUGGGGAGAGUUUGCGAGGCAACAAACGAGAAGAGUCAUAGGGGAAUGGGAAACAAAGUGACGGAAGGUGUGGUGUUCGGAAACGUCAUGGCGGCCACCAACUUGCUUAAGACGCUUUUCACUUGCACAGCGUAUGCUUUGGUCAUUGGCAGAAACGCAGAAGAUAUCCUGGCCCCCUUAAACUCCAAUUCCUGGUUCUGCUCUAAGCGCGGUAGCUGGGUGACCAUACUGCUUUGCAUCCUGUUGCCUCUCUGUUUACUGCGUGACAUGGGGAAGCUUGCAUGGACCAGCUUUCUGGGGCUUCUCUGUGAGACCGGUGUGGUCUGCUUCAUGACAUGGCGACUUCUGGAUGGAUCUUACCAGGUCGGCGGCGAGUUCUAUGGCAGCCAGACGUCCGAAACUCGAGUGCACUGGGAUGAAGGUGGCCCGCAAUUUUGGACUGUUAGCCCUGGUACACUUACCCUUGUCUCGAGUAUGUCGACGGCGUUCCUUGCACACUACAAUGCGCCAAAGUUCUACCAUCAACUGCGCAAGAGGAGCUCCAGGCGUUUUUUUACCGCCAGUUCCUUGAGCUUCACUUGUGCAUUGGUGCUGUUUUUAACGUGUAUGCUGGUCGGGUACUUGACCUUCGGCCAGGCGUGUCAGGGCAACAUUCUGCACAACUACUCGGAGCGCGAUCCUGGAGCUGCCGUCUCCCGCUUCGCCAUGCUCCUCGCAGUGACCUUUGGCUUUCCCAUUGCCUUCACUGGUCUUCGGGAUUCGGCUUUGUCGCUCUUUUCCUGUUCCUCGCGACGAAGAGUCUGGGUGCCACUGACACUCGGGCUUCUGACCUUGAUUGGUGCUCUUGGAUGGUCUCUCGAUGAUUUGGGCGCUCUGAACAGCCUGGGAGGUGCAAUCCUGGGCUCGCUGAUUACACUCAUUUUUCCAGGUCUGCUGCUGUCAUGGGCCUAUUCCUAUUCUUUGUCUGAUUCUGAUCUGGACUGGAAGGAUGAUGCACUGCUCUUCUGGAGGGUGGAAGGCACCUUCGUGGGGCAUGUGCUGGUUGCAGUAGGCUCCCUUCUGCUGGUUUUCGGAACUCUGGUCGUCGUGCUGAAGGACUUUUUGCACAAAGAUAUCUGA